This is a messenger RNA of Dioscorea cayenensis subsp. rotundata (Guinea yam), 879 nucleotides long. RefSeq names its product mediator of RNA polymerase II transcription subunit 18. Gene Ontology annotation, cellular component: core mediator complex; mediator complex. Bases 146 to 799 code for a protein of 217 amino acids. Lineage: Eukaryota; Viridiplantae; Streptophyta; Magnoliopsida; Dioscoreales; Dioscoreaceae. Gene Ontology annotation, molecular function: transcription coregulator activity. The record is from RefSeq and is a predicted model, not a curated record. Gene Ontology annotation, biological process: regulation of transcription by RNA polymerase II; termination of RNA polymerase II transcription. The transcript is spliced from 6 exons.
GUAUCUUAUCGGAUCUUACAACUUCGGAUCUACGGCAAAAGGAUCCGAAUUUGGACGCCUUGGCUCACUUCGUCGUCGUCGUGGUGGUUUUCUUCUUCUUCGUUUCCAGGCUUCUAGGUGGUGUACCGUGUACAGCAGGAGGUUAAUGGAGUGUGUAGUGCAAGGCAUUAUUGAGACACAGCAUGUUGAGGCCCUUGAGAUACUUCUCCAGGGAUUGUGUGGUGUUCCAAAAGAGCGCCUCAAGGUACAUGAGCUAUGCCUAAAAAGUGGACCAAACCUUGGAUUGGUGCCCUCAGAGGUCCGUCUCUUGUGUGAUUUGGCACAACCAACACCUUCUUGGACUGUUCGACAUGUUGGGGGUGCCAUGCGAGGGGCAGGUGCUGAGCAAAUAUCCGUCUUGGUUCGGACAGUAGUAGAAAGCAAAGUGAGCAAGAAUGUGUUGCGCUUCUUUUACGCCCUUGGUUAUAAGUUAGAUCACGAACUUCUGAAGGUUGGCUUCUCCUUUAACUUCCAUCGUGGGGCUCCUAUCACUGUGACUGUCACUUCUGCAAAUAAAAUGCCGAAGCUCCACGCGACUGAAGAAGCUGUGCCGGUCACUCCAGGGAUUCAGCUUGUCGAAAUUACGGCGCCUGCUGCUGCAGACAACUACAAUGAUGUUGUUUCUGCUGUUUCUUCGUUUUGCGAAUAUUUGGCUCCGCUUCUGCAUCUCUCGAAACCUGGUGUUUCGACCGGGAUCGUUCCCACUGCUUCUGCGGCAGCUGCUGCUCUCUUGUCAAACAGUGGCAAUAAGACAUCCUAAGAUAAUAUGACUAUGAGUAAACAAUUGAAGCCAGUUGCUUCGCUUUUUCUGUUACAUUCUAUAAGUUAUGAAUCUUAUGA